Molecule: messenger RNA, 2339 nt
Organism: Daktulosphaira vitifoliae (grape phylloxera)
Lineage: Eukaryota; Metazoa; Arthropoda; Insecta; Hemiptera; Phylloxeridae
Product: protein scarlet-like
Exons: 13
Coding region: 129-1970 (613 amino acids)
Cellular component (GO): plasma membrane
Molecular function (GO): ATP binding; ABC-type transporter activity; ATP hydrolysis activity
Source: RefSeq, a predicted model, not a curated record
UAAUGGUGAACUUCUGUUUUACUAGAUUAGGAAAUUUUAUAAAUUACAUUAUGAUGUAAGCCAGUUUCAUUGAACUCAAUUUGUCUCUGUUUAUAGUUAAAAUAAGUUUAUUUUUUAAUUAAAAAAAAAUGUUAAACUUAAGUUACAAUGAAAUGUCAAACGCAUGGAAUAAUUUAGAUGAAGUUGAAGAUUCAAGACCAGUUUUUAAAAAUGAUUUAGUUUUGUCAUGGAAACAACUUAGUGUAACUGUCAAGAAAAAAACCCCUAGAUUAUUUGGAGCCAGUAAAGUUGUAUACAAAAAAAUACUAAGUAAUGUAAGUGGUAAUGUUGAAUGUGGUACAUUAUUGGGAAUAAUGGGUCCAAGUGGCUCUGGAAAAACAACAUUAAUGGCAACAAUAAGUCAUCGAACUAAAGGAAAUUUUAAAGGAGAGCUUUUUCUUAAUGGUAGACCUGUAUCUGAAAGGGUCAUGAUUAAAAUAUCAGGAUUUGUCGCACAAGAAGAUAUAAGUUUUGAUAAGUUGACUGCGUUUGAACAAUUAAACUUCAUGGCUAAAUUUAAAAUGGAUCGCUUUGCCAAUGAAAAAGUUAUUCAAGGAAGAAUUAAUUAUCUUGUAAAGAAUCUUGGUUUAUCAACAUUUCUUUAUACUAGACUAGAUUUUUUAUCUGGUGGAGAGCGAAAAAAAAUUGCAUUAGCAGUACAACUUUUAAAUGAUCCACCUAUCCUUUUUUGUGAUGAAAUAACAACUGGCUUAGAUAGUUACUCAGCUACACAUAUUAUAAAUACAUUAAGGAAAGUGGCAUAUUCUGGGAAAAUUGUAAUAUGCACAAUACAUCAACCCGCUUCUGGUAUUUUUGAUAAAUUUCAUGAAGUAGUUUUACUGACAAAUGGGAGGUUAGCUUAUCAAGGACCUGUGUCUUUAGUUAAUGAAUUGUUUAAAAAGUAUAACUAUGUAUGUCCAAAUACAUAUAAUAAAGCAGAUUUCAUUAUAUCUAUUUUAAACUCAAAUGACACACAAGAUAAGUAUAAUGUUGAUGAAAUGUGUAAUUUAUCAUCAACAGUAUCACAAAUGAAUAUGAAGUAUAAUUUAUUUAAUAAAGAUGUACAAUUUGAGUAUGAGCACCAUUUAGAAUCAAUAAAACCUCUUUGGAUAACUCAACUAUUGUUUCUUUUAUAUCGAUCUGUCUUAUGUUUUAUACGUAAUUACAAAAACAAAUUAUUAGAAUUUGGAAUAUUCAUGUAUCUAGCAGUCAUAACUGCUAUACCUUAUAGUAAUUUAAAAUUUGAUACAAAAGCAGUUCAAAAUUGGCAAGGUUUUUGGUUUUGUUUAGUAAUCAAUUCUAUAUUUCAUGCUAGCUAUGGUGCAAUGUAUGCUCACAAUGAAAAUUUUUCAAUUGUUCAUAGAGAAAUCAGUAAUAAAUUAUACUCAUUAAGUGCCUAUUAUGUUGCUGAAAUAAUAAUAAUGGUUAUUUGGGCUACUAUUCAAACAUUAGCCUACAGUAUUUUAGUUUUUUGGGUGGUCGGUGUGAAAUGGGUAUAUCUUCAAUUAUUUAUUCUUGUACUCAUACUACUGACUGCUAGAUCAUAUGGAAGUUUAAUGUCUGCUUUCUUUGCUGAUAUAGAAAAAGCAAUUACUGUGUCUCUAGCUUAUGACUAUUUUUCCUUGCCUCUCAGUGGUGCCUACAUUUCAUUUGGAUCAUUACCAAAAUUGUUGGUUUAUUUUAAAUAUUUGUCAUUAUUUUAUCUUGGCUGUGAAUCUUUAUCAAUCGUACAAUGGGAAAAAGUUAACUCUAUUCCUUGUAUUGAUUCUCAUAGUUGUUUGGAUAACGGACAAGCAGUACUAAAUCAUUAUGGUUUUGUCAGUGAAAAUUUAUAUAUGGAUAUAGUAAUAUUAUUAAUAAUUACAAUCAUUGCAAAUAUUUUAGCAUAUUUUGGUAUACUUUUAAGAAUCAAAAAACAGCCUCCAUAUUAGAUAGAUAAAAAAAUUGAACAUUUUUAUUUAUUAAAUAAUAUUGAUAAUAUUUUUUACAAAUUAUUAUAUUAAAAAAAAAGAAUAUACCGUAUGCAACUGAUCUAACCGACGAGUCUUAAAUUUUUUGAUACAAUUAUUAUUUUGCAGUAUUUUUUUUUUUUAAUUUUAAAUUAUUUGUUUUUAAUAAAGUUAUAUAAAAAAAUAAAAGAAAGGUAAUUUUUAUAUUUUGUAAAAAAUUUUAAAUAACCAUUUUGUAAAUUAUCCCCUUUAAAUACUUGCUGUAUUCAAUCAUACUAUUUACUCACUUUACAUAUUUAAAAACUUAGUAAGCAAUUUACAUGAAAUUUUUAUCGACCUAUUAAAAUUUUU